This is a messenger RNA of Leguminivora glycinivorella, 2103 nucleotides long. Its product is annotated as glucose dehydrogenase [FAD, quinone]-like. Bases 51 to 1904 code for a protein of 617 amino acids. The transcript has 6 exons. The record is from RefSeq and is a predicted model, not a curated record. Lineage: Eukaryota; Metazoa; Arthropoda; Insecta; Lepidoptera; Tortricidae. Gene Ontology annotation, molecular function: flavin adenine dinucleotide binding; oxidoreductase activity, acting on CH-OH group of donors.
AUAAAUAACAACAGUGACGCACGCGCCGCUUUCUUAUAUUCAAUCCGACCAUGGUGGAGACCGUCUGGCAGCCGCCUAACAUCGGCCAACAAUGCCCUGCCCAGACGAAUCUCACCGCUUGUACCCCUUUCGCGCUAGUGUACCUCGACUUGUUGGCCAAGCUGUUUGGUUCAGCGCCGGACCGCGCUCCUGAGCCUGUAGAUGCAGAAACCUACGACUUCAUCGUGGUAGGAGCCGGGGCUGCUGGCUGCGUCGUCGCUAACAGGCUCAGUGCAAUUCCAGAAUGGAAGGUGUUGCUCCUAGAAGCAGGCCCAGAAGAACCCGAGAUUACAUCAGUGCCUUCAUUGUCUACUGCGCUGCUCAACUCCAAUUUAGACUGGCGGUACAAGACCAUGCCCAGCAACAUCGCUUGCCUGGCCUUCCCGAACCAGCAAUGCAGUUGGCCAAGGGGGAAACUGAUGGGUGGAUCAAGUUCCAUCAACUCGUUCGUCUACGUCCGUGGGAAUAAACUCGACUACGACGAUUGGGCAGCACGGGGUAACCCAGGCUGGAGCUACAAUGAGGUAUUACCGUACUUCAAGAAAUCUGAAAGAAACCUAAAUAUCGGAAAGGUAGAUCCAGCAUAUCACGGCUCCAAUGGCGAUCUAGCCGUGUCAUUCUUCCCCUACGUAGACGAUCCCUCUACAAUGAUAACCGAGGCGUUCAACGAGAACGGACUGCCGAUUACUGACUGCAAUGCCGACCAGCAGUACGGGACCCUACAGGCCCAAGCUACUUCAGAACAAGGACAGAGAGCUUCCACCAACCGGGAGUUUAUCAAACCCAUCAGAUACAAAAGAAAAAAUCUUACCGUCAGACCAGAAUCUGAAGUUAUCAAGAUACUUUUCGAUGAAAACAAAAGAGCAUCGGGUGUACAAUAUAUCAAAAACGGCCAGCUGUUCACAGCUUAUGCUACUAAAGAAGUCAUAGUGAGUGGUGGAUCUAUAAAUUCUCCAAAAUUACUAAUGCUUUCAGGAGUUGGGCCCAAGGACCACUUGAAUGAUCUAAAUAUACCAGUGGUUGCUGAUUUACCAGUUGGAGAUAACCUACAUGAUCACGUCACUUUUAACGGUCUUGUAGUAGCGUUGUCAAAUAAAACCGCUACCACUGUCAAUCAGCAAGAGAUUAUUGAAGAUAUAUUAAAAUAUAAGAAGAUGAAAGUCAAAAGAGGUCCAUUAUCAGGCAAUGGCCCAGUGAACAGUAUAUCCUUUUACUUGACUGAACCUAAAUUACCAGCUCCCGAUAUCCAAGUACAAGUCAACAAUUGUAACUGGAAAGAAUAUAUCAGAGAACCUGUUAAUUAUGAGAGUUUAGCUAUCUUCCCGACAGCAUUUUACAAUGGAGUCAUUCCAAGGGUAAUGAACAAUGUUCCACUAAGCAGAGGUAGAUUGCGCCUGAACGCUAGUGAUCCUUACGGAGACCCGUUGAUAUGGGCUGGGUAUUUGAGCGAUACGCGCGAUUUGGAAGUGCUUAUAAAAGGUGUGAAAAGGGUUUUAGCUUUGGAAAACACUCAUGCUUUUAGAUCUAGAGGUGCUUAUUUCGUUAAGAUACCUUUACCAGCGUGCAAGCACUUGGUAUGGGGUACUUAUUCGUACUUCGAGUGUUUGGCGCGGUCUUAUACAUCUAGUACCUACCACCCGGUGGGGUCUUGUAAGAUGGGUCCCGCUUGGGAUCCCACGGCAGUAGUGGACCCUAGGCUUAGAGUGUAUGGGGUGAAAGGACUGAGGGUUAUAGACGCAUCUAUGAUGCCACAGGUGAUUCGAGGGAAUACGAACGCUCCGUCAAUUAUGAUUGGGGAACGAGGAGUGGCGUUCGUUUUGGACGAUUGGCUGGAUAAGUAUAAGAAGUAUAAGUAUCAAGAAUGAUUUGGGAAAACUUUGCCAAGGACACGAUUAUAGGACAUUGGGAGAAUGUUAAAUAUUGCAAACGAGCGUAAAUUCUGUUACGAGAGUAAGACUAAGUGUGAUAGAAAAUAGGGAACUUGACUGUAGUUAAAAUAAAAUAUGUUAUACCAUGCACGAAAUAAAGCAUCAAAUAAUUAUAAGAAAAACAUGGACAGAAGUU